This is a messenger RNA of Marasmius oreades (fairy-ring Marasmius), 1536 nucleotides long. RefSeq lists its product as uncharacterized. Gene Ontology annotation, cellular component: nucleus; chromosome. Gene Ontology annotation, biological process: meiotic recombination checkpoint signaling; reciprocal meiotic recombination. Lineage: Eukaryota; Fungi; Basidiomycota; Agaricomycetes; Agaricales; Marasmiaceae. The coding region runs from base 36 to 1406 and encodes 456 amino acids. The transcript has 9 exons. The record is from RefSeq and is a predicted model, not a curated record. Gene Ontology annotation, molecular function: ATP binding; ATP hydrolysis activity.
GUUGUUUAGUAAUUUCUCUCACUCGGAUCUAGAUCAUGCAGCCAGCUAAAGCGAACGGCUCGGAUUCCAAGUAUAAAUGGUCGAUACACGUGGAAGUGCGACUACAACCACGCGCAACAGCCCGAUUCGAAACGAUCCGAAAUCGCGUGGAUUUGUGGUUGAAAUCCUUCGAUAGAAUCAACUUGUUCUCUACGCUAUCAGGAUGGGAAGAUGUACCCGAACUUGCCUCGUCGGUCGAAAAGAUCGCAACGUCCGAAUCCCCUUGCCAGAUGCAAUCUCUACCACUGGACGAAAUGAUUCUUCAUAUCCAUAUAUAUCAGCCCUCAGAUGGCGACGCAUAUGAGGAGUUCUCGAAUAAUUCAGGUGGUAGGGAGGAUGGCGAUGACACGAUGGCCGCCAGCGUCACUGAGUUACCGAACAGAAACUGGGAAGGAUUAUGGGAUUCCUUGAUAUACGAGAGUGACGUGAAGACGAAGCUGCUGGAUUAUAUUCAUGCAACAUUGGUUCUUAGCGAUGCAGGCGUGGACUUUAACCUUGUAUCCUGGAAUCGAGUCGUUCUACUUCAUGGCCCUCCGGGCACAGGAAAGACAUCCUUGUGCCGUGCUCUCGCCCAGAAAUUAUCAAUUAGGCUUUCAGAACGCUAUUCGCAUGGCAGAUUACUAGAGAUAAACUCGCACUCUCUUUUUUCGAAAUGGUUUUCUGAAUCUGGGAAACUUGUUCAGCGGCUAUUUACAAACAUUACGGAACUUGCCGAUGAAGAAGAGGCCUUUCUGGUCGUGCUUAUAGAUGAAGUAGAGUCUCUAACAGCUGCGCGAGCAGGUGCGAUGGCAGGAACGGAACCUUCGGAUGGUCUACGAGUUGUCAAUGCGCUUCUGACGCAACUAGACAAGCUCAAACAUCGUAAGAAUGUACUCAUCAUGUCGACGAGUAACCUCGUCAAGGCAAUCGAUGGUGCUUUCGUCGAUCGAGCUGAUAUUGUUCAGUAUAUUGACUUGCCUCCUCGCGAAGCGGUUUACGAAAUCCUUAGAAGUUGCCUCGUCGAAAUGGCUAGCAAGGGUAUUCUUAUUGGCGUGGCAGUUCCCCCGCUUCAGAAAGCGUUAAUGUAUGAGCGGACGGCACCAACGGGUCAACGCACCGUCGGUAUCAUGACCACAAGUGACCCUCACGAGAGAUCAAAGCUCGUUGGGCUGCGUCUACUCGGCCUAGCCACACAAUGUAGAGUGCAAGAGAUGUCAGGUCGUGCCCUUCGGCGGCUCCCAGUACUUGCACUAGCCCGUUACAUUGGUAUUGGGAAGAUCCCGGACAGUUCCGAGGGUAAGCAUACCGCAAACGCGGAUGCUUGGUUUGAUGGAAUGGAAAACAUCGUUCAGCAGCAGGCUCAACAACGAGAUAAAUUGAUGAAUUGAAGAUGCUUGUGCUUUCCUUUUCUGCUCGCUAUUCUCUCGUGUCUUAGUACACCAUUGUACCAUUAACCUCAUCCACUCGCAUUGUAACAGAACCAUCGGUGUAUCAACUAUAAGUAUUCAGAUGACGGGC